CACAAAAAUAUUUCCUGAAAAAGUAGUAAGGAAGUUUUCUAACCAUUUGUUCUUGCCCUUGAGCGAAACUCUAAUAAAAUGCUCGACCGGUUUCUUCCAGUAUAGAUCUAGUUUAGCAGAUAAAAUGGACGUAGUCUUCUGACACUCACUUGAAUUAGAAUUGUUUCCAGUGAUACUUUUCCAAGGACCAUGGAUAAAAGACGUCUUUUAAAAAAGAAAGAGUCUGGCUUGAACGAAGGGAUAGCAGGUCGAUAUGUGAAAAGAGACACACCUCCACUCUUGAGAAAUUACCACACUCCAGUUAGACAAGGAACGUCUUUUCAGAGGAUUGGUGGUCGAAAUGCUAAAAUGCCAGCAUCAUACAUUCCUCAUACGCAGUCCACACCUCAUUUGCCUAGUCCUUUGGCAUCGCAGGCGCUGCAAGUCCCCAGGCCCUCGGUCCAGUCCUCAUCAGUGCUUGACAACACUCCACAAGCCUUCGGAGACAUUGACAAAUACUAUGUAGGCAGUCAACCUCAACCUCAUCAACAACUACAACAACAACAGCAACAACACUUAGCCAAGUACUCCGGACUACAGUCACAAAAUGUGCCAAGUUCUUCGACAGCAUCGCAGAUGUAUGACCACUCCCAAAUGCUACAUCUGCAGGCUCAACAUCCUACGCAGCAAGGUUUCAGUCAUCACCAGUUACAGUAUCAGCAACAGCAGCAAUUAAAUCAAACGCAUCAUCAGCAUUCACAACAGCAACAACAGCAGUCGUCAAAUCAACAAAGCCUUCCUGCCUCCCCAAGUCAUAUAACUCAGGGCUUUCAGAAUUUACGGGUCACAUCUACCCCCGUUACGCGGACUGAUGUGACCUCGGCAAUGUCCAGGUCAUAUGGUGUUGUCUUCUCCCAGCCGGUCAGUGGGAUCGCCUCUGGUGUGUCGCGGCCUAUGGUGAAUUCCUCACAUGUGGGCUAUAUAGGGGAUGGUCAACAGCAGCUUCUUGGUCAUGCGAAUGUCGCGACUAGUCAAGGCCAGGAUGAACAGCGUGGUGCCAAUCCUGUCAGCAUUAUUAGAGAAGAUGACAAUCCAGACUCUCAGCCUUAUUACAAGUACACUGGGGCCGGCAGUGGCAGUAGUGCCGGCUCAGGCUCUGCCUCCAAUGGCAACAACAGUGACUACUACAACCUGAACCAGCUGGAUGAGAACUUUCAGAUAGCCCAGUACCACCAAGAAAUCCGCAGUCACUAUGCCCAACAGAAUCCCGGUGGAAACCUUUUGGGAAAAGGCAUGCUGGGACUGGCUGCCAGUGACCUUGUAGAUCUCAAAACACCCUCAGCUUCUUCCAUGAAUUCUUCUGGGGUAGGAAGCUUUAUGUCACAAGAGGAGCUGCCCUUACCUCCUGGCUGGUCAGUGGACUGGACUGUUAGAGGUCGCAAGUAUUACAUUGACCACAACACCCAGGCCACACACUGGAGCCAUCCAUUAGAAAAGGAGUCUUUGCCGACCGACUGGGAGAGAAUUGAGUCAAAGGAGAGGGGUGUCUACUACUAUAAUCACAUUACGAGAACAGCUCAGUAUCACCACCCGUGUAACUCUGUGUUACCCCAGCCAAGCAUGUUGCUAAGCUAUGGUGCUGCUGCUAUACCCGACCGGAUACCGCCCAAUUUUGAGUUCAGACAGAACAAGCAACUUGUGCCAGCAAAUCCUUACUUAAACACAGAAAUUCCUGAAUGGCUCAUUGUAUUUUCAAAAGCACCCCAAGAACAUGAUCAUAAGUUGAAGUGGGAGUUGUUCACCCUAAAGCAACUGGAAAAUUUUGCUGCUCUCUUGAUUCGUUUGUACAAACAAGACCUGGAGCACAUUGUGAUGAGCUAUGAGCGUUACCGCAUAGCGCUGAACAGAGAGCUGGACAGACGGAAACUGGAGAGACAGUCGCAACCACAGACCCUGGCCAUCACCAACAUACCCUACCAACCCUCUCUAGUUCAGCAGCACCAGCUGCAGCUGCAACUGCACCAACAGCCAGUGGCGCAGCAACAGCAGCUGCAGCAUGGUUCAGUGCAAGUGCCAUAUCAGCAGCAGCAGCAAUCCAGUCAACAACAGCAACAGCAGUCGUCCCAGCAGCAGCAGCAGCAGCAGCAGCAGCUUCAGCCAAGUCAACAACAGUCCCAGCAACACAUUCUUUUGACUCAAAAUAUAGAGACUAAAGUGUAGUUGUUUUGUGUUUGAGAGAGAGAGAGACAGAGAGAGAGAGAACUCUUGUCACAGUAUACAGAUACUUAAAACAGGAUUGUUUUGUGACAGAGAAAAGGGAGAGAGUGGGUUUUUUGUUUUUUUUUAUUGCUUUUAUUUUCAUUCAAAUACAGAGCCUUGUAUGAGAAUGUUUUCAUCCAGCUCAAAAAGUAGAACUUCAAGUAGUACAGCCUCGAGAGAGAAAUGUAGAGAAUACAGAAUGUCUUAGUAAAAAAGCACCCAUAACUCGGUCUUCUUUGCCGCAAUUUCAACAAAACUUUGAAGAAAUAAAAUUCUACCAAAGCAUCGUCAAAUUUGCCAAUAUGAGAAAAUUGACUAAUGUGUUCCAAAAAUAUUAAGCAUUUAAAAUUUCGUCCAAAAUUUUUCAGCUUCGUAAAGAUCAACAGUAAUGUGUAUUUUGUGCAUCACAGAACAAAUCUAUUUACAACCGACAUUGCCAAACAAAUCCGGGGAAGGCGAUGGCUAUUUAAAGUAUACGUACCAAGUGUUGCCCAUUUCUCUCCACACAAGCUCAGAUUCACUGAAAAUUUAGAACGAUUCUAUGACAAGUUUCUGGAUCGUUCUUUGACCCUGCUAUUUUAACUUUGAGUUUCUGCGUUUGUUUGUUUGUUGUUCUUAUAGACUGUCUUUCAAAAACCCUCAAAAGGAAGCGAUGCACUUUGAAUAGGUCCUCUCUUUUUGAUACCCUGUGUGUGGCCAUGACAGUUUAGAAUAAUAUUUGUUAUUUAAUGCCAAUUAGGCUAUGGUUGAUUUUUUUCAAGAAGCUGUAAAGUUCUUAUCGUACUCAACUUUGCUUGAAAUUUUAAAAACCUAAUAUUUUUCAAACUUAUUGAUGUUCUUCAUAUUGAUAGAUUUGACCUCUAAGUUGAUUAUUAUUAAUGGAAGUUUUGUUGAAAUUAAUGGAAAGAAUACUGAGCUCUUUAUAUGGGUCCUUUUUUUUUACGCCCUCUUUAAGAAAAGUGCUGGGGGGUUUUUGGGUAGUGUAUUGUUUUGUAGUCUGUUGUUUUAAAAUGGUGCAGUACUUAUGUAUGUAAUAUCUUAGUCUUUUAUGUGGAUGACAUUUUAAGGAACAUUAUUUACUAUCACUUUCUGUCCAGUUCUUUUUCCCUAUGAAAUAUUUAACACUUUGCAAUCACACAACCAGCAGUACAAAUUACCCCAUGUGGUCUCCCAGCCAGGAGAGUGACUGCAACGGAUUUCUCAGGCCUGGCGCCAGGUGACCGGAACAGAUUAUUUUCACCGGCGCACAUUAUUGCGCCAAGUGACUGCAAAGUGUUAAAAAGCAUAUGUCUUUUCCUUCGCCUGUCUUGCUACCUCAAAUUUGAUAUAACUUAAUGUUGAAGACACUUGUUGCUGCUAGACAACACAACAUUUGCGCUUAAAUGUGGCCAGCAUUUCUUUAUCAUUUUUUAGUUUCCUCGAAAGACAUAUAGUUGGGCACAGAUGAGUCAAACAUGUCUGGGAUUGACAAAGGUGCUUGACACUUCCAUAAUUCGGGAAAAGCAUAUAGCGAAAAAUUUAAAAAAUAUCAGUCCGGCAAAUUGUCCAACUUAUCCGUAAUUUCAAGUUUUUCGUGUUCUUAUCUGUGCCAGACUGUAUUGUUUUGAAUAAUUUGACUCUGUAAUUGACAAUGAACUGCUCGAAUUUGUUCUUGUUUUUCUCUGCAUAUGAAAUCUUCUUGAUCCUGGUGCUGUUUGGCUUGCUUAUUUCCCGCUAUUCCCUGCACCAACAUUUGCACUUCCCAAUUUUAAAUGUUAAUGCUGAUAUGCAAGACGGUUCAUGAUAAAGAGAUCAAAGUCCCAUUGAAGGAUGGAGAGGAAUUGUCAUUGGUGCUUUAUGUUUUAUUCCGGUUCUGUUGUUUGUGGCAAAAAUAGCAGUGUAAUUUUAAGAAAGACAUUUUGUAUGUGAUGCGAAUUCAUUGUAAUUCUUCUUUUAUGAUUUAUGGAAGAAAUGAGCAGUAAUGGUAUUUUUAUGACUGCUUUUAAAGGGGAAGACUCGUAACCGAUGAAAUUUGCUGGUCUAGCUGUUUUGCAGAUCAGCAACAGUCUCGACUGUAAAUACAAAUAAAGCGAUAUAUCCUCAAAGUGUUUUAUGUGUGAUUCAGAUUCGCUUGCUUUCUAGUUUUGGAAAUGGAGUGUUCAUUGUCUGUUUUUUUUAGAGAAAGAGAAUGCCUGUGUCUGGAACACAGGACUGCUGCUGAUAUUGAAAGUACACAUUUAUGUCUCGCAGACCCUGUGUGGUCAUUGAUUGUUGACAUGUUUUGUCUCCUCUGUGUAUUUAUUGUAUUUGUAGUGAUAAACAUUUCCUCCAAUCAAA
Aplysia californica (California sea hare) is the source of this 4554-nucleotide messenger RNA. Its product is annotated as scaffold protein salvador. Gene Ontology annotation, biological process: regulation of cell population proliferation; hippo signaling; apoptotic process. The record is from RefSeq and is a predicted model, not a curated record. NCBI's taxonomy places the organism in Eukaryota, Metazoa, Mollusca, Gastropoda, Aplysiida, Aplysiidae. Bases 190 to 2199 code for a protein of 669 amino acids. The transcript has 8 exons. Gene Ontology annotation, molecular function: molecular adaptor activity; protein binding.